CCCACACCAUAAUAUAUUAUUUACUCUCUCUGUAAUUGAACUAGAUUCUGGAUAGCGUGGUUAUGCUAGAACUAUAGAAGCUUGUGGAAUCAUAGAUGGACAAGCCAUUGUUCUCUUCAUUUGUCACUCGCUCUUCUUUUGCUUCUUUUUUGGUUCUCUUACUCAUAAUUAUACCUCUAAUUGUUAUAAUCUGUUUCUUGAGUUUCAAUUCUACAACUUUCUCCAUAGAGAAAACCUCUGAAUUGGUUGAUGUAGCAGAAGCAGAAGCUCCCACUCCAACUCAAUUUAUUAAUAGUUCUUCACAACACAAUGAAGCAUCAGAAGCACCAACUCCAUCUAAUUCAAAAGAAACAUCAGAAGCUCCAACUCCAUUUAGCUCUACAAAUUCUAGAGAAACAUCACCUCCCACUCUCGGACAAAAGAAAGAGACAACAUUGAAGCAAAAGGGGUUUAAUGAAGGUUUUGUGACUUCUAAAAGACACAGAAAGUUGCAGAAAAUUGAAGCAAGUUUGAGUAAAGCCAGGUCUGCUAUAAGAGAAGCUGCUCUGGUCAGGAAUUUGACAUCAACUCAUCAAGACCCAGACUACGUUCCUUGGGGCCCAAUAUAUAGGAAUGCAAAUGCCUUUCAUAGGAGUUACCUAGAGAUGGAGAAGGUGUUCAAGAUCUAUGUAUACGAAGAAGGAGAGCUUCCAAUGUUUCAUAAUGGUCCAUGUAGGAGUAUAUACUCCACAGAGGGAAGGUUCAUCCAUGAAAUGGAGAUGGGACAACUUUAUCGUACAAGAGACCCAGAUGAGGCCCUAGUGUACUUCCUUCCAUUUAGUGUGGUCAUGAUGGUUCAGUAUCUAUACGAGCCCAAUUCAAAGGACAUUGAUGGUAUUGAACGUGCUGUGGUUGACUACAUACACAUCAUUGCCAAUAGACAUCCCUUUUGGAAUCGAAGCCUUGGGGCUGAUCAUUUCAUGCUGUCUUGCCAUGAUUGGGGGCCAAAAGCAUCUUCCUUUGUUCCACAUUUGUUUCACAGGUCUAUUAGAGUUCUGUGCAAUGCUAAUACUUCUGAAGGAUUCAAUCCUUCAAAGGAUGCAUCAUUCCCAGAAAUCCAUCUUAAGACAGGGGAAAUCACAGGGCUUAUAGGUGGCCUCGCCCCAUCUCGCCGAUCAAUUCUUGCUUUCUUUGCAGGUCGUUUACAUGGCCACAUUAGGUACCUACUACUAGAGCAAUGGAAAAACAAAGACCAAGAUGUGCAAGUCUAUGACCAACUUCCUGAUAAAGUAUCUUAUAACUCAAUGUUGAAGAAGAGUAGGUUUUGCUUAUGCCCAAGUGGAUAUGAAGUAGCAAGUCCAAGAGUUGUGGAGGCAAUCUAUGCUGAGUGUGUGCCAGUGUUGAUUUCUGAUAGUUAUGUACCACCUUUCAGUGAUGUUCUAAAUUGGAAGUCAUUUUCUGUACAAGUGGAAGUGAAGGACAUACCAAAUAUCAAAAAGAUAUUGAUGGGCAUAUCUCAAAGGCAGUACUUGAGAAUGUACAAGAGAGUAAAACAAGUUCAAAGACAUUUUGUUGUGAAUGGACCUCCUAAGAGAUUUGAUGUUUUCCACAUGAGUGUUCACUCUAUUUGGCUUAGAAGGUUAAACACCCAAAUUCAAGAUCAAUAACUGCGGAUGAAUGGGUUGGAAUUGAUUGGAGUUGCCAUUCAAUUGAACCCAUGUCAAGGGAAUUUCUGAUAAAUUGAUAAGGUUUUGGAGAAUUUUCCAAAUAAGAUUUUGAGUUCUGACUA
Molecule: messenger RNA, 1768 nt
Organism: Quercus robur (English oak)
Lineage: Eukaryota; Viridiplantae; Streptophyta; Magnoliopsida; Fagales; Fagaceae
Product: probable glycosyltransferase At5g03795
Exons: 4
Coding region: 96-1646 (516 amino acids)
Molecular function (GO): glycosyltransferase activity
Source: RefSeq, a predicted model, not a curated record